CAGAGAUAAGUUGCUUUGCGCUUUACUGUACAUUAUUCACUGUGUUCCUAGAAUUUAAGAGAAUCUCGAAUACCUCGUCGCAGUUAUGGAGCCACAAGCAUGUAUGAGCAGAAGGAAACAUCAACAACAGCAAGACAUGCUUCGCACUAUGAAUUCAUUCAGGAAAUCACAAACAUUUUGCGAUGUGAUUCUCGUCGUCGAAAAUCGAAAGCUGCCGGCACACAGAGUAGUUCUAGCAGCGAGUAGUUCUUUCUUCAAAGCUUCCUUUACGUCUGAGUUGACUCAGGAAAAAUCCAGUGAUGAACUCGAUGUGAACCUGUCGGAACAUUUUAAUCCCGACAGUAUCGAAGAACUUUUGAAUUUUGUUUACACCGGGGAAUGCGGAGUUUCGGAGGAGAAUGCCGAAGACCUUUUGGUCAUUGCCGACUAUUUCGAUAUUCCUAGCCUAAAAGAAACUUGUGCGGAGUUCUUGAUGAUAAGCCUCAAACCGUCCAACUGUUUAUGGAUUCAGAUUUUUGCCGAAAGAUACAACCAUGAAUUGUUAAACGAAGCCGCCACUGAAUACAUUUGCAAUCAUCUUUCAUCUAUUUGGAAAACAAAUGAAUUCUUAGGUUUGGAUUUUAUCGAGUUGGAAGAGCUUAUUCGUGGGAAAAGACUCGUAAUCAAGACACAGAAAGGUGAAGAAGAAGUGUUCGAAGGAAUAAAGGCUUGGAUAACACACGAUACGGAAAACAGAGAGCAUUUCUUUGAAGAUCUUUUCCGCCAUGUUCGCUUGUCGGCCAUGUCGACUCAAUUUAUCUCCGAAUUCAUCGAGCGUGACGUACUUGUCACGCGAAGUCACGAUGCUCAAAGUUUGGCCACAGCAGCAUUACGUGUCCCGGAUGAAGAGCGUGACGAGCCUCGUGGUGUCACGGAGAGUGUUGUGCUUCUCAGCAAAAACGGCUGUACUUCUUGUUUCACUCCAGCCACGGGAAUGUGGUAUGACUUGGCCCGACUGCCGAGCUUCAACGAGGCUAGAGCAAUAACAAUUUGCGAAGGACAUCUGUUCGCCAUUGGUUGGGAAGAUGAUCGCUUGACGAUCGAAAAAUUCGACCUGCAGAAAAACAUGUGGUCUGAAGUACUAUCGCGUUCGACCAACCUGCCAAUGGCAGCUGUUAGUGUAGAAGACAGUAUAUUUCUUCUCAAGGAAAAUGGCGUGACCCGUUUUAAGCCAAGAGACCACUCAUGGGAAGAUAUGGCCUCAAUGGACUCCUUGCGACGGGGCUUGUGUGCGGUGUCGCUAGGAGGCCUCGUUUACGCGAUAGGGGGCCACGAUGGACUUAGGCAGCUAGGGCUCAAUAGCGUGGAGCGGUAUGACCCUCAAAACGACCAAUGGGAAUACGUGUCCUCUAUGGACGAAAGACGCGCCUUCGCAAGUGCGACUGUGAUGGACAACAAAAUCUUUGUGGUAGGAGGUACUGGAGAUAACUUUCUACCGCUACAGAAUUGUGAGCUGUAUGAUCCUGUAACGGAUACGUGGAGCCUUCUUUCCGCAGAGUUGUGCGUUCCUCGGUCACAAGCUGCUAUCGGCAAAGCAAAGAGAAAGAUCUUCGUGUUCGGAGGAACUUACAGCAAUGGCAUCGUGGAGUACUUUGACAGAGACAACGAAGAAUGGAUAGAAAUCGGAAAGAUGCCAUCCACAUUGUCUUACAAUCACGCAUGCGUCACGUGGUUACCGAAGGCACUGUUUAAACAACUGAAAGGCAGUAAGCUGCUCUGUGAUCAACAGAACGGAUAGAUACUCAACAGCUUAAAUUGGCUGAUGUAAGGACAGCACAACUUCUUAACCCUUCUGACCGUAGGAGAGACCAGCAUCUAAUUUCUCAUUGCAGUAAUACAGCUCAAUUAUUCACUUAGAUCAUGAGAAUAAAGGAAAUGAACGUCAACCUAAGAAGCUCUGAUUGUUAAACGAUUUCUCCUUGUUAGUACCAAAGAAAAUGUAUUGGAAAGGGUAUGAAGAAUAUGGUUUCUGAUGUUCGUGUGUAAAAGGUUAAUAUGCUGGGGUAAUCUUGUAAAAUUUAGGUAGCUAUUUACAAAAGUUUUUUUUGAGCAUGGUAUAGCUCAAGCCAGGUGGUUGUCAUUUUUUCAAAAUAUCGAAAAGGGUUAUAUACUGUUCUCUCUGUCUUGACCUCGUUUGUAAAUAAGAUUAAUUUAGAUCCGAUCUAAUCGCUAUUUGUUUCAUAAUGUCAUCAACUCCGACGACGGCGCUUGUUGAAUUUUCGCCCCUGAAGAUGUAGCUCCCUUUCGAGGACGGCGAUUGUUCAAGGCCUACGA
This is a messenger RNA of Pocillopora damicornis (cauliflower coral), 2313 nucleotides long. RefSeq names its product kelch-like protein 7. The record is from RefSeq and is a predicted model, not a curated record. NCBI's taxonomy places the organism in Eukaryota, Metazoa, Cnidaria, Anthozoa, Scleractinia, Pocilloporidae. Gene Ontology annotation, molecular function: protein binding.